UAGACGGUGAUUGCAUCGACAACCUCGCAGCCAUGGACCUUGAAGUGGAAUCCGCAGACAUAAUUCGUCUGAUCAUGCAAUAUCUCAAGGAGAAUAAUCUCCACCGCACUCUGGCGACGCUCCAAGAGGAGACGACCGUGUCUCUCCAUACAGUUGACAGCAUCGACAGCUUCAUUGCGGACAUAAACAACGGGCAGUGGGAUAUAGUGCUGCUCGCAAUCCAAUAUCUGAAACUUCCUGACAAGCUGCUCAUUGAUCUCUAUGAACAGAUUGUGUUGGAGAUGAUUGAGUUGGGGGAGCUGGGAGCAGCCCAGUGCUUACUAAAACAAACAGAUCCCAUGAUCAUGCUGAAGCACACGCAACCUGAGCGUUACUCACACCUGGAGACUCUUCUCACCCAACCAUACUUUGAUUUACAAGCGGCAUAUCCAGUGGGCAGCAGCAAAGAGAAGCGCAGACUGGCUAUCUCUCAAGCUUUUGCCGGAGAGGUCUGUUUGGUGCCACCCUCUCGUCUCAUGGCUCUGCUGGGCCAGGGUCGUAUAUGUGAGGGGGCUCUAUACAGGUUACAGGAGACCAAAGCACUAAGGCAGUUUGGCUCAUUAGCAAUGCUGUCUCUGAAGUGGCAGCAGCAUCAGGGACUCUUGCCUCCAGGUAUGUCAUUGGAGCUGUUCCGGGGAAAAGGUGCAUUGAAGGACAUGGAGGAAGAGCGCUUCCCUACUCAGCUCAGUCGCCUCAUAAAGUUUGGGCCAAAGUCCCAUGUAGAGUGUGCUCGAUUCUCUCCUGAUGGACAGUACUUGAUUACUGGAUCUGUUGAUGGUUUCAUCGAGAUCUGGAACUUCAGCACUGGUCAAAUUAGGAAGGAUCUGAAGUACCAAGCUCAGGAUAAUUUCAUGAUGAUGGAUGAGGCUGUGCUGUGUCUGGCAGUCAGUCACGACUCAGACAUAAUCGCCUCUGGAGCACAGGAUGGGAAGAUACAGAUUUGGAGAAUUCACAAUGGGCAAUGUCUACGCAGAUUCGAGCGAGCCCACAGCAAAGCGGUCACCUGUCUCUGUUUCAACAAGGACAGCAGCCAAAUAUUAAGUUCCUCCUUUGACCAGAUCAUCAGACUCCAUGGUUUGAAAUCAGGAAAGACACUGAAGGAGUUUAGAGGCCAUACCUCUUACGUAAAUGACGUUAUCUUCUCACACGAUGGCCACCAUGUCAUUAGUGCAUCGGCGGAUGGCACAGUAAAGAUCUGGAACAUGAAGACAAUGGAUUGUACCCACACAAUAGAAACACCUGACAUUCCUGAGGGUAAAGACAUCACUGUUAACAAUGUUGUGCUCGUUCCGAAGACCCCUGAGCACUUUGUGGUGUGCAACAGGACCAACACGGUGGUUGUUACGAACAUUCAUGGCCAGGUUAUGAGGAGUUUUUGUUCAGGCAUAAGAGAGAAGGCAGACUUUGUGUGCUGCACGUUGUCUCCGCGUGGAGAGUGGAUUUAUUGCGUGGGAGAGGACUAUGUGCUGUACUGCUUCAGCACCAUCACGGGCAAGCUGGAGAGAACCCUCACGGUACAUGAAAAAGAUGUGAUUGGCAUAACUCACCACCCCCAUCAAAAUCUCAUCGCCACUUACAGUGAGGAUGGUCUGCUCAAGCUCUGGAAGCCCUGAAUCCCUUCCUGCAUGUUCUGGACUCUUUCACGUCUUAGAAACCAUGUUCUUGUUUUGUGGUAUCCUUGCAUACUACAUUUUUGUCUCUGCCUUUAAACGACUGCUCUGAAAUUGGUUUUCCACCGAAAGCUCUGUAUUCAGUAUUUAUCUUUUAGUUAAAAUUUUCCCCACUGUACCAUGAGGCUCAAAGUCAAACUUGGACCUCAGCAGUCAUGAGUUGCAGGACCUCUCCAUCGUCUGCAAUUAUCUGCAUCUAAUUUCCAAGUACUAACCCUUCAUCUCAAGUCUCUAGUGGGAAACAUAAAAACCCCCUGCAUGGAUGUAGUGGUCUAAUCCUAUUAUUAAGGGCUUUGUAGUAUUGUCUGUGAUAAUAUCUGCAUGCAAGAUUUAGCCCUAUCAAAAUUAAUAUGGUAAAUGUACUUGUUUUUUGCUGACCAUUGUUGGAGUUUCACAUCUUACUUGCAAUUUUACAGUAUAUGAUUUCUUUGAUCAAUGUGAGCAAAGACAAAUAUUCAGUGUACCUUCUCAGAAGUCUUGGAUUCUUACAUCUUUGUACUUGUGUACAUACAGAAUUCUGAUGUUUAGAAUUCAUAUGAUACAAUUUUGUUUUGAUACUAAUGGUUUAGUGUGUUUUAACACUUGACCCAGCAUAUCUACUUAUACUGCAUGCAAGUGAACACAUUAUGCAGAUAUUGCAAUACUGUAUGGGAGUUAUCUGUAUGGUUUGUAGUAUGAUAAUUACAGAUUAUUUUUAUUAAGGGUAUUCACAAUUUUUUUUUAAGAUUGGUAUAUGUUUUACAGUGUAAGUCUCAUAGUAUCUUACAGUGCUGGUAAAUAGUGUGCUAAUAUUGCUGCAGUUCAGUUCAAAUUUAGCAUGAAUAAGCCAUGACAGUCUUUUCAUUGGGUGUCAAUUGCUUGAUUUUUGCAGUAGAUAUCCAAUAAAGAUGUAGAUACAUUGAUACAAGAUCAUACAUCUUUUUGACUUGAUUGCGUACCCCUGCUCUAUACAGUGUGCCCAACAUCCAGUCGCCCAAACCAGAAAAAUACAAAAAAGGGACCAAAUGAAUAACAUUGUUACAUUUAAUUUAUAAAUAGAACUACAAAUGCAAAGUUAUUGGUCAUAAUUACACUUUUUACAAUUAUUCUUCAAAGACAGCACAGAUAAUAGCAUUAUCAUAUAAAAGACUUUUCUGCUGGGAGAAAUGAGACAAGAAAAACAAAAUAAUAGGGGGAAUCAUGAAUUUUCUGCAAAGUUAUACAAGUUGGCUGCAAAACACUUUAAAAAAAAAAUUAGUUUUAUUUUUUUUACAAUUUUGUCUAAGUUGAAUGUAAUUAUAAUUUAAUGAAUUAUAAUUAUCUUUAUAUAAUUUCAUUAUCUUAAAUUCAAAGACAAGUUACCAAAAAAGAUUUGAAUGUUUUCUCCACUGUUGAUUAAACUGUAAAAAAUGCAACUUAAAUAGGUUUCUUUAAAAAAAAAACAA
Molecule: messenger RNA, 3133 nt
Organism: Myxocyprinus asiaticus (Chinese sucker)
Lineage: Eukaryota; Metazoa; Chordata; Actinopteri; Cypriniformes; Catostomidae
Product: WD40 repeat-containing protein SMU1-like
Exons: 13
Coding region: 33-1652 (539 amino acids)
Biological process (GO): mRNA splicing, via spliceosome
Cellular component (GO): precatalytic spliceosome
Molecular function (GO): protein binding
Source: RefSeq, a predicted model, not a curated record